GAGAGCCUGGUCUUAAGUCCUGACAAGAUCCAAAGAGUGUAUGGAAGGAACUAUGCCUCACCAAGCUCUGCUCUUGGUUCUAGCUAUCCUGCUGGCCUACUGACCCCAGUGGGGGUUAGUUCAGGAGGUCCAAUGACCUGUCCACACUAUUUGCAACAUGGACAAACUGCAGAUAUUCUAUCACAGCUGUGACCCUUUACAGGACAUUGGCAUCAUUGUUAACACAUGCCUUCCCAUGCCACCAUCCUACAAGGGCAAUUUGAGAGUGUCACUUCUGCUUCGGCAGUCUAUUGAGGAGCUAUACCUGUCUACUAAUGUGCUCACAGGAGUGGUGGCUCCGUCAUCCCAUGACGAGCCCCUGUGCCUGCCCGAUUUCCCCCGCUUCUCCUUCUGCUCCUGGAAGAAAGGAGAAUUUAUUAUGAAAAACCGGUGAAGUUGAAGAAUCUGGACAAUUUACCACUGGGUCAACAGGAUGUGCAUGUUGUUUUGGUGAACCAAUAUGGUUACCACAUUGCCUGCUUCAAUGUCACUUUCAUAAAAGAUAGGGGAGACAAAGGUUUAAUAUGAAUUAGAUUACAUAAGGGAUGAGAGGAGAAUAAUAAAUCAUUUUGGCCAUAUUUGGUCAAUAGUUUUAGGAUAGUGUGGUGAAUGCUACGGAAAUAACGAACAAUGUACUGAGAUAUUAGCUGUGUUUGCAAUACUUUAGAUUUGUCAUUCUAUAAACAUAUAGAAUUUUUGGACACAGAUUAAGCCUAGUAUUAGAUUUAAAACUACUUUGAAUGAAGAAUCUCUCUUAAACAUGCUUCUUCUUAGUCUAAAACUACGCUUAAUCUGUGUCUGGGAAACUGGCCCAUGUACAAAACGAAACCACGUACAAAACGAAACCAUUUGAAUGAAACUGACCUGCAUCAUAAUUCAAAUAACAUUAAUUAGAAACCCAUGUUUUGUGAAAGUGAAUAAUGUCAGUCUAAAUACAGUUUGUUCAAGUAUACAUUCUUGUAAAUAAGUUAUUUCUUAUUUGCUCUGCAGGUUCUCUGAUUCCCUUGCUACAUAUUUCAACAAACAAAUUAGGUUUCUUAACGUUCUUCUGACUACUGAUGAUUCCAAAAUUAAACUCUUACUUAAACUAAACACUUCAAAAGCAAACAUGUCCUCUGACUGAGUAGGCAUACAUCAGCAGUUUCCAGUCUGGUCCACUAGAGGGCCCACUCUUUUCAGUGUGAGACAGUACACAGAUAAUUCUCCAUGCCAAACGUGAGAAGUUCCUUGUUGGUUUUAUUGUUGACAUAAUUUGUGAACCCAUUACUGUAUCCUGUUACAUCAAUGUCACUGUGUUAUUUAUCAAUAAAGGUGCUCUGUGGUCGAAUUGGACAGUGAUGCUAUUUUAGCUGGAUGUUGAUACAUUGUUGCUUUUGGUGAUUGUACGUGUGAAUUUGGAUACAUUGUUAUAAGCAAUACAAUAUUAUUGUUUCCAUGUAUUCAACUUUUUAUUGUCUUUGUAGACUCCUUUUCUCUUUGUCAAAUGCUUCACUCACUGUGUGGACUUUCUAAGCAGAAGAUGGCUUGGGUCAUUAUC
This is a messenger RNA of Oncorhynchus tshawytscha (Chinook salmon), 1576 nucleotides long. RefSeq names its product lymphocyte antigen 86 (gene ly86). Lineage: Eukaryota; Metazoa; Chordata; Actinopteri; Salmoniformes; Salmonidae. The record is from RefSeq and is a predicted model, not a curated record. The transcript has 5 exons. The coding region runs from base 158 to 433 and encodes 91 amino acids. Gene Ontology annotation, biological process: innate immune response; positive regulation of lipopolysaccharide-mediated signaling pathway.